AUGGCUGGAGGAGGUGCAACGAAGUCCCCCGAGGAGCAGCAAGCGGCCAUCGAUGCUGCCUUGGAGAACAAGGCCCUCUCCAACUAUCUGUUCUACAUUUGCGCCAGUGUCUCGGCUGCAGUCAUUAUCUGGAGGGUCUGGACCGUUAUCGUUAAGUACGUUCGAACCGUCGCCUGCCUCAACAACGACAACCAGCGAUACUUUGCCCAGUCCGAUUCCAAGGUGUCCUGGAUGAAAAAGAAUGUUCUGUACGCUCCGGUCCUCAGCAAGCGUCACAACCGCGAAAUUCAGCUCAGCUCCGCCAUCAAUGUUGGCACUCUACCCAGUCGUCUUCAGUUACUGUUCCUCGCCGGCUACUUGGCCACCAAUGUCGCCUUCUGCGUCAUCAACAUCCCGUUCGCCGGCUCCUUCGCCGCUGCAGCUUCGCAGCUUCGGAAUCGAACUGGUACCUUGGCCGUUGUUAACAUGAUUCCCUUAUUUUUGAUGGGCGGGCGCAACAACCCCUUGAUCCAAAUGCUUGGCAUCUCAUUCGACACAUUUAACUUGCUUCACCGUUGGUUCGGUCGGAUUGUUAUCCUUGAGGCCCUCGCUCAUACCCUGGCUUGGAUGGCCAACACUGCGAAUAAGUCGAGCUGGGAAACUGCCAUCAAGUCUGCCACUACUGUCCCUUUCUUGCUCUUUGGCUUCGUUGCUACUUGUGCCUUCGUCGCAAUUGGCAUUCAGGCUUCGAGUCCCAUCAGACACGCAUUUUAUGAGACGUUCAAGCUUCUCCACAUCUUGCUGGCCAUUACGGCCGUCGUUGGCACCUGGUAUCACUUGCAGAUGAAGGCCUUGCCUCAGCUCAAGUACAUGUGGCCUGUCGUCAUUUUCUGGGCCGGUGAUCGAGUUUGGCGCGCCGCUCGCGUCUUCUACGGCAAUGUCGGACACGGAGGCAGCAAAGCCCUGGUUGAGGCACUUCCCGGAAAUGCCUGCCGUGUCACGGUAACGAUGGCUCGUCCCUGGACCUUCGGACCCGGCCAGCACGCUUAUAUGUACAUGCCUGCCAUAAGCCUGUUGCAGUCUCACCCCUUCUCCGUCGCGUGGAGUGAGGAGGCCGAGGACCCCAUGGCCGAGAAGGCUUCCCUCAACCGUCAGGACAUCCUCGCCAUGCGCAAGACUACAAUGUCCUUCGUCAUUCGUGCCCGAACUGGCAUGACCGAUACGCUGUAUCGCAAAGCGGCCGCCUGCCCUGAGGGCAAAAUGACGACAACAUGCAUGGUAGAGGGCCCAUACGGUGGUUUGCACAGCAUGCGCUCCUACGGCACCGUCAUGCUUUUCGCUGGUGGCGUUGGCAUCACUCACCAGGUUCCUCAUGUACGUGAUCUUGUUGCUGGCUAUGCCAACGGAACAGUUGCCGCCAGGAGGGUAAUUCUCGUGUGGACAAUCCAAAGCCCCGAGCAUCUCGAAUGGAUCCGCCCCUGGAUGACGGAGAUUCUGGCCAUGGAGAAGCGCAGGGAUGUCCUUCGCAUCAUGCUCUUUGUCAGUAGGCCGCGCUCCACCAAGGAGAUUCACAGCCCCUCGUCCACGGUCCAGAUGUUUCCUGGUCGGCCCAACAUCGAGACGCUCAUCAAGGCCGAGCAGGAGUCGCAGGUCGGCACCAUGGGAAUCAGUGUAUGCGGCCCCGGUGCUCUCAGUGAUGAGGUGCGCCGCGCUGUCCGUGACCGCCAGCAUGAUUCCGCGAUUGACUUCAACGAGGAAGCCUUUUCGUGGUAG
Colletotrichum higginsianum IMI 349063 is the source of this 1752-nucleotide messenger RNA. Its product is annotated as Ferric reductase like transmembrane component. NCBI's taxonomy places the organism in Eukaryota, Fungi, Ascomycota, Sordariomycetes, Glomerellales, Glomerellaceae. The record is from RefSeq and is a predicted model, not a curated record. The transcript is spliced from 3 exons. Bases 1 to 1752 code for a protein of 583 amino acids. Gene Ontology annotation, molecular function: ferric-chelate reductase activity. Gene Ontology annotation, cellular component: plasma membrane. Gene Ontology annotation, biological process: intracellular iron ion homeostasis; copper ion import; iron ion transport.